Messenger RNA from Schizophyllum commune H4-8, 1349 nucleotides. RefSeq names its product FabD/lysophospholipase-like protein. Bases 140 to 1267 code for a protein of 375 amino acids. Lineage: Eukaryota; Fungi; Basidiomycota; Agaricomycetes; Agaricales; Schizophyllaceae. The record is from RefSeq and is a predicted model, not a curated record. The transcript has 5 exons. Gene Ontology annotation, cellular component: membrane. Gene Ontology annotation, biological process: arachidonate metabolic process.
CUUCGAGCACCCAUCUCAGCUCCGGCAACACCUGGACUAGGUGCAUUGUGUGCUGAGAUACAGCUCUGAUCCUCGUCUCCUCUCUGAUCCUUGCUUGUUUCAUGGAUAUCGCCUUGUAUCUGUAACGAUAAUUACUUGCAUGGCCGCGCGCGCUGUAUCCCAGACUUCGUCCUUUGGCUCAAACUCCAAACCAUCCCGAAGUUCUGUACCGCAAGAUGUGGUAUAUGCCUCGCCAUCAGAAAUUGGUCUACGAUUAUUGACCUUCGAUGACGGUGGAAUCCGCGGCCUAUCUAUGUUGCUCCUACUUCGCAUAAUACUGCACAGGGUUCAACGAUUGUCUUGCCUACCAGCACUCCCUCUACCAUGCGACUAUUUCGAUUUCAUCGCAGGAAGUGGCACGGGAGGUCUCAUAGCUAUACUACUCGGGCGUCUCCAGCUCUCCGUCGACCACGCUAUCGAAUGCUACUUGCGCGUUGUCAAUCACGUCUUCGUGCAAUACAAACAAGAUGGCAGUCUCAAGACUACGGCGCUGGAGAAGGUGCUGAAGGAGAUAGUUAAUCGCUUUGGCACCGGAGACGGUAUGCUGCUGUACGACUCGCAGCCAUCUCCGUGUAAAACCUUCGUCUGCGCGAGAGAACACAACGGCGAAACCAUGUCUGUUCGGAAACUACGAUCCUACACUCGCCAUAGGGAUACGGAGUCACAAUGCACGGUCGUGGAAGCCAUUCGCGCGACGAUGGCGCAUUCCAUGUUCUUCAAGCCUGUGUCGAUCCCCCGGGGCAAUACCAAUGUCUCGUUCGUGGACGCGGGAAACGACCAUUACAACCCCGUUUUCGAUCUCUUCGAGGAAGUAUCAUUGCUAUAUCCCUCUCGUCACAUCGCAUACUACCUCAGUAUCGGCUCUGGGACAGCGGCAACAGUGGGCGACAAUCCCUCUCGCUGGUUCGCCAAUCGAUCUCGCCUGCCGCCGCCCCUCCUCAACAAACUUCGACAUCUGGCAGAUCGCUGCGAGGACAUAGCCUCUGCCUUCGAGAGAGAGCAUGGGAACCUGGAGGGAAAGUAUUUUCGUCUAUCGCCCUCACUGUCUGUCUACGACGGCAAGAUUCGGUGGGAGGAGGAAGAGGCACUGGACGAGAUUGUGACACCGUACAUUGCGGCCAUCCAAAACCAGAUCCAGAUAUUGGAACUCUUGAUGAUUGAUGAGAGGGAGUCGAUAACUGCUCGUAGCUUUCGCACUUACGAAAGUCAGCUUCGGAGGUGGCCGUAAUAGGGAUAGGUUUUGGUAAUGUCGCAUCGAAUAUGCAGAGUAUCGGUCGAUGUCCUCGAAUGGAGUCUGACAGUGCAACGCC